AUGGUUACAAAGAACGAUUUUAGUACUUUGGAACCAUUCCAAUUGCAGUUACCUACUUUUAAUAAACUAUGCCAGGAAGCUUCCAUUAUAACACAAUCUUCAGAGCCACCUGCUGAUGAAGAUAUUGAAAGGAUUCGUCAAACUUUCAACUACUUAAUGGAAAAAUAUCCGUAUUAUCCCAUGAUUUGGUCCAAUAUUUUACAAUUUGAAUUGGACUUAUUGAAAAUUUCACAAAGGGAAUCUUCUCCAGAAAUGGAAGGUUUAUUAACCAAAUCAUUACAAUAUUGUAAUGAUAUUUCUAUUUGGUCAAAAUAUUUACAAUACAUCAAAUUGAAAAAUAAUAUUGUUAUUGGUGGGGAGGUUGCUAGAAAUAUUGUUAUUGAUGGGUAUCAAGUCAUUUUAAGUCAAUGUGUGUUGUGUGAUGUUGGAUUUGACAACUUGUGUGAUCAGUUUAUUGAAGAUUUUUUAGAUUUUUUACUUAAUCAAUGGAAACCAAUAAACAAAUACGAAAGUUCAAUGAGAAUUUUAAAAGUCAGAAAAGUUUACAAAAAGAUUUUAUCGGUACCACAUCGCGGAAUAGAAAAGUUGUGGAGUCAAUACAUUGGUUGGGAACAAGAAGUUGACUCAUUGAAUUGUAGAAAGCAUAUUAGUGAUUUAAGUCCCGAAUACAUGAAGUGUAGGGCUGGUUUUAUGGAAUGGGAAAACAAAGUUUUCAAAAAAUAUUUUCACUACGGUAACGUUACCAAUAGACAAGAAAAUACUCGUUUUCCUAUUUUAAGUAAUAAAACAAAUAAAAGCAGUAAUAUACAGUUUUGGUUUGAUUGGAUACAUUGGGAAAGAAACAACUCUUCAGAAAACAAAGAUACAACUAUUACACACAAACGAAUUUCCUAUAUCUAUAAGCAAGCUUUGAAAUAUACUAAUUUGGACAGCGAAGAAGUGUGGUUUGCAUUUGCUGAUUUUGUCAAUGCAACUACAAACAACAGCUAUAAUGAGGCUGAAAUAUUGAGCAACAAUGAUAACGGCAACACAAUACCAGACAAUAAUAUCGCUACUACUAAUACUAAUACUACUCCCACUGCCACCACUAUUAACAAUAAUAAUAAUAUAAAUGAAUCCAGUAGCUCCAAUAUGUCAACUAAUAACGUUUCAGCUGGAAAACCAAUAUCAUUAUUGGAGUAUGCAGUGAUUGCAGUUCCAACAUCGCGAAUAUUAAGGGUAAAAUUAAGCGAAUUUUAUGAGUUGAGUAAAGUGGGAACAGAAGACCACAUCAAAUCUGUUUUUGAAGAUGGAAUCCAAUCCUUACAACAUAUGAUUAAUAUUGUUAGUAAUAAUGGUGAAGGGACAUUGAUUCAGUAUAAAAAACACUUGACUACCUUGUUUUGUUCGUAUAUGUAUACUAUGAACAGAAUCGAGGGGUUAUCUGGCGCUCGUAAAGUUUUCAGUAAGUGUCGUAAACUGAAACAGCAAUUAAAUUAUUUUAUCUAUUUAGAAAAUGCUAAAAUUGAGUAUAAUGCAGGUGUUUCAAAUGCAAAUACUGGUACAGCGUUUAAAGUUUUGGAAUUGGGGUUGAAAAUUUUUAGCGGUGAUGGUAAUUAUAUUAUUGAAUAUCUGAAAUUUCUAAUUGAUCAUAAUCAACCUAGCUCUGACAUUAAGACUAUUUUUGAAAACCAUUGUGACAAAAUCUUAGAUAUGAAAUUACGUGAACAACUGUAUUUACUUAUGAUGAAUUAUGAAUGGAAAAUUGGGGGCGAUCUAAAUAAAGUUUUGAAGCUAAGCGAACGUUAUAAAGAAUGUUUUAUUGAUGUGGAUUCUUCUGCUACAAAGGAAACUGAACUUUUUGAAAUGUUUAAGGAAUCAAGACUAAUGGAUAUGGAUCUUAGAGGAUUGAUGAGAGCUUCCGAUGGAAAAAACGCUAUCACUGAUGAAAUAUUUGAUAAUAAAGCCAAUUUGGAAAUUAACAACCAUGUUGAAAAAAAUGGCACUAGUGUUAGCAACAAAUCUUAUAAUGAAGGAGAAAACUAUAAUCCACUUAAAGAUAUUAAAAAUGGUAAUGCUCUAAUUACUGAUAGCAAUGCCAGUAUUCCCUCCCAUCAGGUUAUUGAAUUACCACCAGAAAUUGCAGAGUUACUACAAAUGUUACCUAAAAGUAAAUAUUUUCCUAAAAUUGUGCUAGAUCCCAAAAAAUUGGUGGAUUAUCUCAAUGCUAAGAUAGACCUAUCUCAGCAAAAACAUUAG
Messenger RNA from Saccharomycodes ludwigii, 2238 nucleotides. RefSeq names its product cleavage polyadenylation factor subunit RNA14 (gene RNA14). The transcript has a single exon. Gene Ontology annotation, molecular function: mRNA binding; protein binding. Gene Ontology annotation, cellular component: nucleus. Bases 1 to 2238 code for a protein of 745 amino acids. Gene Ontology annotation, biological process: mRNA 3'-end processing. Lineage: Eukaryota; Fungi; Ascomycota; Saccharomycetes; Saccharomycodales; Saccharomycodaceae. The record is from RefSeq and is a predicted model, not a curated record.